Molecule: messenger RNA, 1119 nt
Organism: Psilocybe cubensis
Lineage: Eukaryota; Fungi; Basidiomycota; Agaricomycetes; Agaricales; Agrocybaceae
Exons: 9
Coding region: 1-1119 (372 amino acids)
Biological process (GO): polyphosphate catabolic process
Cellular component (GO): fungal-type vacuole
Molecular function (GO): exopolyphosphatase activity; endopolyphosphatase activity
Source: RefSeq, a predicted model, not a curated record
AUGUCUGGCGUCUUUCAGCGAGGUGCAUACUAUGCUGUUGAAGUCAUCCCGGAUGAAGUGGCUGUCAUUAGCCUGAACACAAUGCCGGUUGAAUCAAUACCUAUAGUUGUAUCUGGAUGUGCCUACACAGAGCCGAACGAUCCCGGGAAUCUUCAAAUCGACUGGCUCGAGGUGCAGCUCCAAAUGUACCACGACAGGGGCAUGCAGGUUUGGAUAUCAGGCCAUGUACCUCCCUCUCGCGGAAAUUACUUUCCAGAAUGCUACGUUCGCUAUGUGGAACUUGCUUUGCGUUUUCAGGAUACCAUUCUAGGUCAUUUGUACGGGCACAUGAACGUAGAUCAUUUUUUCUUUCUAGAGGCUGUAGAUCUGGAAAUCUUCCCUGACAAGAACGAUGGCGAGGUGGACAUGACGAGUGACAAGGGGCUCUUCAAUUCCCUGCUGCAGGAUUACAGAGCACUGCCAAAAUCACCGGAAAUGACAGAUUAUGCGGUUGUUAAUGUCGCGCCGUCUGUCGUACCAAACCCAUAUACACCAGCGUUCAGAAUAUUUUCAUAUAACGUGACUGGCGCUGGUGGGCGGCUCGCAGAAACAACGGCGCACAUGACAGCGAGGCGGAAGCCGAGGAAACCUAAACGCAGGCCUGGACACCAUCGGGGAGAUCAAGGCAAUAAAACCGUCCAGUGCGAAUCGGAAGAAUAUCAGAAUACAUGGCGGUGUCAUUUUGAUCAACCGUGGAACUCUGACCCUAGUGCUCCAUCAAGGAUGAAUCAAAGGUGGACACCCUUGGGAUAUGCACAGUACUUUAUGCCCUCGCUGGAGCUGGCGAACAAGACGCACGGGCCUCUUGUCGAGCUGGAGUAUGUGACCUACGCAGUGGAGAAGCUGCAUCCGCAGGGAGAGGGGCGGGAAUUUGUAUACCCGGUUCCCGUGAAGCUUCUCCCUGAGGAACUACGAGACCCUGGGGUCGCGAAGAGCAGGUACGCACCGUACGGAAUGGAGGACCUGACGAUUCGAUCCUGGAUACGGCUUGCAGGUCGACUGGCGGACGAUAAACGGCAGAAACUGCGAAAGAGGUUUCGUAAAUACAUGUAUUUGAAGAGGAAGGAGAUAAGAGAAUGA